This is a messenger RNA of Pochonia chlamydosporia 170, 2505 nucleotides long. RefSeq lists its product as hypothetical. NCBI's taxonomy places the organism in Eukaryota, Fungi, Ascomycota, Sordariomycetes, Hypocreales, Clavicipitaceae. The transcript has 4 exons. The record is from RefSeq and is a predicted model, not a curated record. The coding region runs from base 1 to 2505 and encodes 834 amino acids.
AUGGCGCAUGGGCAUCGCCGCAUCGCCAAUAGGGCAAUUGCCUUGUUGGCGAUGUUUUUCACAGCGCCCUCUGUUGCUGGUGAAUUCGACAUCGUUACUGAGUAUGUUACGGUAACGUCGUACGCCGAGCUUGGAGCGUGUCAUACUAUUUGUGCAAUGCAAUCCGCGACAUUAGCAGUUGGACCACCUGGACCAUCUCGACCAACUGGAUCACCUGAAACGCUUGGACAACCGAAUAAACCGAAUAAACCCAACGGUCCUGGUCAGAAUGGUCAGAACGGUCAGAAUGGUCAGAAUGGUCAGAACGGUCAGAACGGUGGACAGCAAAUACAGCACCCCCUAGCUCUUCUCAACCCAGCUCUUCGAAGCCUAGCUCCUCUCAAGCAAGUUCUUCGAAACCAAGCUCGUCGCAGUCAAGUUCAUCACAGCCAAGCUCAAAGCCUAGCUCAUCUCAGCCAAGUUCUUCGAAACCCAGUUCAUCCCAACCGAGCUCGUCGCAGCCGAGUUCUUCAAAGCCUAUUAGCAGUUCUCAACCUAGUAGCUCAAAGCCAGCAAGCAGCUCCCAGCCAAGCUCCCAGCCCAGCAGCUCUAAACCCGCUAGCAGUUCAGCUCCAUCAAGCUCAAAGCCAGCUAGCAGUUCAGCUCCAUCAAGCUCAAAGCCAGCUAGCAGUUCGGCUGCCUCAAGCUCUCAACCCAGCAGCUCAAAACCCGCUAGCAGUUCAGCUCCAUCAAGCUCAAAGCCAGCUAGCAGUUCGGCUGCCUCAAGCUCUCAACCCAGCAGCUCAAAACCCGCUAGCAGUUCAGCUCCAUCAAGCUCAAAGCCAGCUAGCAGUUCGGCUGCCUCAAGCUCUCAACCCAGCAGCUCAAAACCUGCAAGCAGUUCAGCUGCUGCAAGCUCCCAGCCUAGUAGUUCAAAGCCAGCCAGUAGCUCUCAGCCAAGUUCUUCAGCUCCUUCGAGUUCCAAACCAGCUAGCAGUUCAGCUGCCUCAAGCUCUCAACCCAGCAGCUCAAAACCUGCAAGCAGUUCGGCUGCUGCAAGCUCCCAGCCUAGUAGUUCAAAGCCAGCCAGUAGCUCUCAGCCAAGUUCUUCAGCUCCUUCGAGUUCCAAACCAGCUAGCAGUUCAGCUCCAUCAAGCUCUCAACCCAGCAGCUCAAAGCCAGCCAGUAGCUCUCAACCAAGUUCUUCAGCUCCAUCAAGCUCAAAGCCAGCUAGUAGCUCUCAGCCAAGCUCGUCAGCACCAUCAAGCUCUCAACCUAGCAGCUCAAAGCCAGCCACAGUUCGGCUAUCUCAAGCUCACAGCUAGCUAUUCAGCGGCCUCAAGCUCUCAGCCUGCUAGCAGUUCGGCCGCUCCCUCAAGCUCCCAACCAGCUAGCAGUUCGGCUGCUGUCUCAAGCUCCCAACCAGCAAGCAGUUCGGCCGCUCCCUCAAGCUCCCAACCCAGCAGCUCAAAACCAGCUAGCAGCUCGGCUGCCUCAAGCUCUCAGCCAGCAAGCAGUUCGGCUGCUCCGUCAAGCUCUAAACCCGCAAGUAGUUCUGCUCCUCAAUCCUCCAGCAAGCCUGCUUCGUCCGUCCCAGCGUCCUCAAAAGCUCCUGCUAGCUCAGGUGCACCAGGCGGUUCCGGUGGGGGGUCUUUCGGUCCCUCAGUACAGGGCUCUAGCGGCGGCUCCGGAGGCGGCACUGGCGGAGGUUCUAGCGGUGGCACUGGAGGCGGCUCUGGAGGCUCUGCUGCUGGUUCUGGAGGCUCUGCUGCUGGUUCUGGAGGCUCUGCUGCUGGUUCUGGAGGCUCUGCUGCUGGUUCUGGAGGCUCUGCUGCUGGUUCUGGAGGCGGCUCUGGAGGCGGCUCUGGAGCUGGUUCUGCGGGUGGUUCUGGAGCUGGUUCUGGAGCUGGUUCUGGAGGCGGCACUGGUGGAGGUUCUGCCGGUGGUUCUGGAGGCGGCUCUGGAGCUGGUUCUGCCGGUGGCACUGGCGGCGGUUCCGGAGGCUCUGCUGCUGGUUCUGGAGGCGGCACUGGUGGUUCUGCCGGUGGUUCUGGAGGCGGCUCUGGAGCUGGUUCUGCCGGUGGUUCUGGAGGCGGCUCUGGAGCUGGUUCUGCCGGUGGUUCUGGAGGCGGCUCUGGAGCUGGUUCUGCCGGUGGUUCUGGAGCUGGUUCCGGAGGCGGCACUGGUGGAGGUUCUGCGGGUGGUUCUGGAGGCGGCUCUGGAGGCGGCUCUGGAGCUGGUUCUGCGGGUGGUUCUGGAGCUGGUUCUGGAGCUGGUUCUGCCGGUGGUUCUGGAGCUGGUUCCGGAGGCGGCACUGGUGGAGGUUCUGCCGGUGGUUCUGGCGGAGGCUCUGGAGCUGGUUCUGCCGGUGGUUCUGGAGCUGGUUCCGGAGGCGGCACUGGUGGAGGUUCUGCCGGUGGUUCUGGCGGAGGCUCUGGAGCUGGUUCUGGCGGAGGCUCUGGAGGUGGCUCCGGCAGCGGCGCGGGAGGAGGAAGUUUCCGACGACGCGGUCGUCGCAGUGGUUGA